AUGUACACAGUCUCUUUCGCAUUCAUGUAUUCCUUUCCCGUUCCCGAUUUUCUUCCUCUCAUCCUUCUCCCUCCUCUUUUCCUCCUCAUCCACUACACUCUGCAUCAGGCGGCAAUCUCUUCCAUCCCGGGACCUUGGCUCAUCUCCUCCCUUAGCCCCGGUCCGGUCCGCCGUCUCCUGACUGACCCGCGUACAUUCACAGACUGUAUGGACCAUCUCGGCCGCACCUACGGAGAUACUUUCGCUGUCUGGCUCGGUUUCUCACGUGUUGUCGUCACCUCAGUCCCCGCGGACAUCGUGCACAUCACAUCAAGCCCCGCUCUCUUCCCCCGCCCUGAGAAAAUUCGCAAUGUAUUUAAGCUUGCUUCCCCGGGUGGCUUGUUCACAAUGCCUGCUGAGAAGCACCGCAUCGUCAGAAGAAGGCUGAGGGACAGUUUUAAUCACAAAAUGUUGCACAGCUUUCAUCAGGCCAUGAUUAACGCAGUGAGACAGUUGUGCAAAGAACUCGAGUCCGCGGCUGCAAGUGGGAAGCCUGUCGAUAUUUCGAAACCGUUUGCCAUGGCAACGUUCAUGGUAAUCACAAACGUCGCGUUUGGUUCGGAUAUGCCCCUUGAGGAGCGCGUCGCGUUCGCUGAUGUCGUUAACUGCUUCACGGAGGAGAUGAUGUAUGAAUACAUGGGAUCGCCUUUUCGAAAAGCAUUUGCAUGGUUUGGUACAAGGAAGAGGUUUUACAAGACAAGAAAUCGAGUUUACGAACUUUGUAACAAAUUCAUCGAGCGACGGAAGCAAGAAACUACCAAAGAGAAAGAGGAGCGGAAGACGGAUAUGUUAGACGCAAUUAUAGCCUUGGAAGACCAAUCUGCGGAAGCAAUGACCUCUAUCGUAGUUGAGUUCGCCCUGACUGGCUCACAUUCUAUUAACCAGAUGCUUUCAUGGUGUAUAUACGAAAUUUGUGGUGCCCAAAAGGCCGCUGACAGUAUCGAAAAGGAAUUGAAGGAGAGAGUUGGAGAUCGUCCAUUGGGCGAGUAUUUGGCAAUGGAAGAUGUUGAAAGCUUGCAGUACAUCAAAAGCGUUUGGAAGGAAACGUGCAGGCUGCAUCCAAGCGGAUCGAGUACAAGCCGCGUUGCGGCGAAGAAUGUGACUUUGAAAGGGAGUGGUGUACAUGUUUCGAAAGGUACAGAGAUACACGGACAGGUUCGACGAAGCCAGAGAAAGGCACCGAUAUGGAAACGAGGGGAACAGUUUGUCCCAGAGCGAUGGAUUUCGGGACCUGAGGGCCCAGGAGUAGAGAGAGUUCCGGCUGGGGCUUUCAAUCCAUUCAGCUUGGGGCAGAUGAACUGCGCUGGAAGAUUCUUGGCCAAUUAUGAGGGACCCCUUCUACUCGCUGAGAUAUUUAGACGAUUCAGAGUGAGACUUGCAUGUGACAGGAAGGCAGUUCAGAAUAGGACUUUGUUCAUAGAUACCCCUAAGUUUGUCAGCAGUGAGGGCCGUGAAACUGGGAUUCCAGUGUUAGUUGACUUACGAUACUCCCAUUAACAUAAACCCCGCCACCAUA
Messenger RNA from Chondrus crispus (carragheen), 1555 nucleotides. Its product is annotated as cytochrome P450 family 808C-CYP808C1. Gene Ontology annotation, molecular function: monooxygenase activity; oxidoreductase activity, acting on paired donors, with incorporation or reduction of molecular oxygen; iron ion binding. Bases 1 to 1536 code for a protein of 511 amino acids. NCBI's taxonomy places the organism in Eukaryota, Rhodophyta, Florideophyceae, Gigartinales, Gigartinaceae. The transcript has 2 exons. The record is from RefSeq and is a predicted model, not a curated record.